AUGCGCCGCCAGAGUCUGGAGAUGGGCGCCGUGGUCCGCGGCGCCGCGAUCGGCGCGCUCAAGGGGAAGUGGGCCCUCGCCCUGUCCCUGCUGCGCGGCGCGGCGCCCUCGGACGCGGCCGUGCUCUCCGGCGCGGAGCACGCGGUGAGCGCAGCCAUCGCCGCGUGCCCCAAGGGGCAAUGGAGGAGGGCGCUGGACCUCCUCGACAGCGCGCUGCGGCGCGGGGCGGGAACGACCGCGGUGACCUUCAACGCGGCCAUCCGCGCCUGCGCGAAGGACGAGCGGUGGCUGCACGCACUGGCCCUGCUGCGACACCUGCGCGCCGUGGAGCUUCGUCCCAACGUGGUCACCCUCGGCUCAGUGACAGGCGCCUUCGAGCCGGGCGGGCUGUGGGCCAUGGCGCUGUGGGCCGGGGCCCUGCUGCGGGCGGAGGGCGUGCGCCCCAACACCAUCACGCGCGGCACCCUGGUCGCCGCGUGCGCGCGGGGCUGGCAGUGGCGCCGGGCAUGCGCACUGCUGGAGGGUGCGCUGGAGGCGGGUCGCGGCGUGGCCGCCUGCUGCGUUGCCGCGACGGCCUGCGGCGGCGCCCAGCAGGCCAUGCCGACCGAGAUGCUCUCGCGGCGGCUGGACCGGGUCGCCGCCGCGUGGCUGCUGGAGCGCUCCCGGUGGGAGGCCCCCUCCGGGCCCGAGCUGGCGUCGACCCUGGGCGACCACCUCGACGCGGGCUCCCGCGUGGAGGUUGAUGCUGGAACCGAGCUGGUCCUCAGCUUCGAUGGCACGCAGGCGCUCGCCGGGGGCUCUGUCAUCAGCCUGCGAGUCGGCGGCAAGACCUACAACGUCACCGUGGUGGACUCCAGCUUCGAGGCGUUUCCGACGCCAGCUCCCACGCCAGCUCCGACGGCUGCGGCACCCGCGCCAACGCCCGCGCUGGCACCGGUCACGGGCGCUGUGGUACCGAACGUCGAGGCCGUGAAGCAGCACGGCAGGCUGCGCGUCCAGGGCAGCACGAUCGUCGGGGAGCACGGUAUGCCCGUGCGCCUGCGCGGCAUGUCCAUGUUUUGGUCGCAGUGGAUGGGCCAAUACUGGAGCGCGAAGAAGAACCCCGACACCAUCAGGUGGCUCAAGGAGGACUGGCACGUGUCCUUCCUCCGCGCCGCCAUGGGCGUGGAGCAGGGGGGCUACCUGGAGAACCCUGGUGCGGAGAAGGCGAAGCUGCAGGCCGUGGUGGACGCUUGCAUCGACGCGGGCAUCUACGUGGUGAUCGACUGGCACGCCUACCACGGCGAGGACCACGUCGAGGAGGCGAAGGCCUUCUUCGGCGAGAUGGCCCAGAAGUACGGCGACAAGCCCCACGUGAUGUUCGAGACGUAUAACGAGCCUCAGCAGGUCGACUGGUCGGGCGUCAUCAAGCCGUACCACGAGCAGGUCGUCCCCGUGAUCCGAGAGUUUUCGGACAAUAUCAUCAUCUUGGGCACAAGGACGUGGUCGCAGGAGGUGGACGUAGCUUCGCAGGACCCGGUCUCGGGCGACAACCUGGCGUAUACUGUACAUUUCUACGCCGCCUCGAUGGGAGCCGAUCUCCGGGGAAAGGUCUCGACCGCCCUUGCCAACGGUGCUGCCAUUUUCGCCACAGAGUGGGGCACCUGCGAGUACACGGGCGACGGCCGCCUUGACCUGGAGGAGUCCCAGGCGUGGCAGGACUUCAUGGAGGAGAAUCACAUCUCGGACUCGAAUUGGGCCAUUAGCAACAAGGAGGAGUCGUGUUCCGCCCUGCGCGGCGGAGCCAGCGGAUCAGGCGGCUGGUCAGAGGCCGACCUGACGGAGUCUGGCAGCUGGGUGCGCAGGUCCAUCCGAGAGUACAACUCCGACGAGCCGCUGGCCAGCGCCGACGCGGCGCGCCCGAUGCCCUCCGGGGGGCGGCUCGAGAAAGUCGUCAUGCAGAAGCACUCCAUGAUGCGCGGCCCCGUGCGCUUCUUCCCAGGCGACAGCAGCAGCGAUGGCAGGCACGCGGCCGCCUUGGCCGCGCUGGCGGCGGGUGCAGGCGGCGCCCUUGCGCUGGCGGCGUGGGUGGCGCGGACCAGGCGCGCGGCGGGGCUGGCGCGGUUCUUGGCCGUAGACAGGCAGCCUCUGGACAUCCCCAGCGGCUCCGACACCAUGCCGCAGCUUCAAUGA
Prorocentrum cordatum is the source of this 2172-nucleotide messenger RNA. NCBI's taxonomy places the organism in Eukaryota, Dinophyceae, Prorocentrales, Prorocentraceae. The record is from the annotation of a GenBank genome assembly.